Molecule: messenger RNA, 739 nt
Organism: Megachile rotundata (alfalfa leafcutting bee)
Lineage: Eukaryota; Metazoa; Arthropoda; Insecta; Hymenoptera; Megachilidae
Gene: LSm7
Product: U6 snRNA-associated Sm-like protein LSm7
Biological process (GO): nuclear-transcribed mRNA catabolic process; mRNA splicing, via spliceosome
Cellular component (GO): Lsm1-7-Pat1 complex; spliceosomal tri-snRNP complex; U6 snRNP
Molecular function (GO): RNA binding
Source: RefSeq, a predicted model, not a curated record
AUUCACAAUUUGUCCUUAUCUGUUUACGUUUAACGAAAAUACUGCUUGACUUUGUAUUUCAAACGUGAAGCGAUUGUAAAGCGCGGGAAAUAAUCGAGAAUCGAUAUUUGAAAAACUCAAACAAGAAAUAUAACCUACAAAUCAAACACUGUUUUAAAAUGCGUUGUACUCGCGUUGAAGUUCGGUAGCGUAACAUUCCCGGUUUGUAGAAAAAGCAAAUAAUGUCUGCGACGAAACAGGUAAAGCAACAAAAUGCUCAUGGAGAGCCUAAAGAAAGGAAGAGGAAGGAAAGUAUCCUUGAUCUUUCCAAAUAUUUAGAGAAAAAUAUUAGAGUAAAAUUUGCUGGUGGAAGGGAAGCUGCAGGAAUUUUGAAAGGCUACGAUCCUCUCCUUAACCUGGUACUGGAUAACACUACCGAAUACCUCAGAGACCCCGAUGAUCCAUACAAGCUAAAUCAAGACACUCGUAUGCUAGGCUUAGUCGUGUGCAGAGGUACAUCUGUGGUACUCAUCUGUCCGGUAGAUGGAAUGGAAUCUAUUCAGAAUCCUUUCAUACAGCAAGAAGGUUAAACUUGUCUAAUAAAUUAACCAGAAGUAUAAUUUUGUAAGGAACCUGAUUUGUAAGUUGUAAUGGUUGAAAAAAUUUGUUAUAACUAGAAGUAAUUUAUGUUAUAAGCCACGUAAUCUUACAGUAAUGUGUAGUGAGUACACAUGAUUUUCUUAUAAAAAUAUAAAUGCAG